UAACAAGUUCAGGUUCGACACAAGGAGGUUUUGAACAACCUAAAGAAAUAUCAUGGUGGACUGAUUUUUUCAUGGAAGUGAAUAAUUUUAGUUUUGAAAAAGAACCAAAAUACAAGGUUCCUAAUUUUGUGGAGCAUUUUGAUAAUAUAGUUAGUGAACCUGAUGUUCAGGGUGCUUUACAAGUGAAUAUUUUAGUUAAUCUAAACAUUGUGUUGAAAAAUGAGGGUAUUAUAUUUUCAUCUCCUUCUAGUACAGACAUGGCAGGUGCAGGCAUAUCAGACUUUGUUGCAAAAAAAGAAGAUGAUACAAUUUUAAUAAUUGAAGCCAAAAAGAAGGAAAUUUUGCCUAUUGAUCAUACAUCACCUGUGAUUUUUUUUCAAGAUUGUUCAAAGGCGAACUGUGUCAUCUCACAAGCAUAUACUUAUAUGAUUGAAAAUAACCUCCGCUAUGGAAUAAUCUCAACAUAUGAUUGCAAUUGGUUUCUUCAACAAGGAGGAGAUGAUCACAAUACAAUAUAUAUUUCAGAUACUGUAACUUUUAAUCAUAAUAAUCCAACUGUGUUAAAAUCAUAUGCCUAUAUAGUUCUGCAGGCAAAACAAAAUCAUUAUCUUCAACACCCUAAUAUCAUAUCUGUACAAAAUGUUAUUCCACCCAAGCAACACAUCACUCGUUUAGUUACAAAAAAUCAAAACCAAUUACAAUCACAAUCUUCAAAUAGAUCACAACAAUGUUCUUCAAUGACACAAAACUUAUCAUCAAAUCAAUUUCAAAAAUUUGAAUAUAGCAAUUUUAGUGAUAAGACUUAUUUAGGUUAUGGAAGGAGUGGGAAAACAUUUCAAUGUAAAUUUCAAGGUUAUGAUAUAGCUUUAAAAAUUACUGAUCUAUCAAAAAAAAAAAGGAUUUUACAUGAACUAAUACAUGAGCUAGAAGUUUAUUAUAUUCUUGAAGACAUCCAAGGAAUAUAUAUUCCAAAAUUAGUAUGUUAUGGUUAUUUACAAGGUACAAUGUAUUUCAUUAUAGGAACAACUUUUGUUGGUAAAUCAUUAGAGAAAUUUAAGAGUAUUACCAGAACACAAGAGCAAAAUGCUUACAAAACAUUGAACAAAAUUCAUAAACAUGGAGUUCUUCAUAAUGAUAUUCGAAAAGAAAAUAUUAUUCUUUGUGAUGAUGGGGAGAGAGUAUUUCUUAUUGAUUUUGGAAUGACUACUUUUGAUAUUGAUAAAGAAAAACAGCUAAAAGAAGCAAAGGAGAUGAAUUAUUGUUUAA
This is a messenger RNA of Entrophospora candida, 1266 nucleotides long. The record is from the annotation of a GenBank genome assembly. Lineage: Eukaryota; Fungi; Glomeromycota; Glomeromycetes; Entrophosporales; Entrophosporaceae.